AAAUAGCUCCUAAUUCCUGUAUAAAAUCCUCUCCACCAUCUCCAUUAUCCCUCAGGCCAGCAUCAAGAGCAUUUGUAUAUUUCUUCAUCUACAAAUCGAGUUUCGGUGAAAAUUAUUCUCACUUUUUUCUCACAAUUUUCACCGAAAGAUCAUGGACAUGAAGAAGAUCGCCUGUGCCGUCCUCAUCUCUGCUGCCUCCAUGAGCGCAGUCUUUGCUGAGGUUUCAUCUCCUGCUCCCGCACCCACCAGCGAUGCCACCUUGGCCUUGCCUGUUGUUGGUUCUUUGGUUGGAGCCUCAGUUUUGUCAUUCUUUGCCAUGUACUUGAAUUAAGCUAUCAAAAAAGGGAAAAGCAAUAAAGGAAAAAAAAAAUGGAUCAAAAAGAGAAAAUCAAGAUCAAGACAAAUGGUAGUCGAUUAUUUUAGGAAAAUGAUUUACAAAUAUAAGUUUCGUAUAGAAAGUUUUACUAGAAUGAUGUGGCACUGACAAUUACAAGCCACGAUGAUUAUGUUUGUAUUUCUUCGUAACUCAUUGCAAUAAAAGAAGAUUAUUUCUUCUAUUCCUUUCUUUA
Messenger RNA from Camellia sinensis, 569 nucleotides. The record is from RefSeq and is a predicted model, not a curated record. Lineage: Eukaryota; Viridiplantae; Streptophyta; Magnoliopsida; Ericales; Theaceae.